Saprolegnia parasitica CBS 223.65 is the source of this 924-nucleotide messenger RNA. RefSeq lists its product as hypothetical. The record is from RefSeq and is a predicted model, not a curated record. The transcript has 7 exons. Bases 1 to 924 code for a protein of 307 amino acids. NCBI's taxonomy places the organism in Eukaryota, Oomycota, Saprolegniomycetes, Saprolegniales, Saprolegniaceae. Gene Ontology annotation, biological process: biosynthetic process.
AUGAUGCUUCGAGGACUUCAGCGGCGCUCCAUCUCGUCCGAGGCCAUGGGCCUGCGCGACAGCGUGCGCAACUUUGACUAUGACAACUUCCUCUGCGCGCUCCUGCUGCCGUCCAAGGCGCAAGACGCGUACUUUGCCCUCCGCGCGUUCAACAUUGAGAUCGCCAAGAUCAAGGACUCGGUGCGCACCAACCCGGGCGCCGGCCGCAUGCGCAUCCAUUGGUGGCGCCAGCGCAUCCACGACAUCUACGCGAGCCCCAAGCCCGUGAAGGACCACUUCCUCCUCGCCGAGCUGCAGUCGGCCAUCCAGCGCCACAACCUUACGCAGCGCUGGUUCGAUCGUAUCCUCGAAGCGCGUGAACUCGACCUCGAGAUGGACCAGCCCGAGACGCUCUUGCAGCUCGAGCACUACGCCGAGAAGACGGCGUCGUCGCUGCUCUACUUGGCGCUGGAAUGCGUUGACGUCCGCGAUGACACGGCCGACGUGGCUGCGCAGCAUGCUGGCAUGGCCGUAGGCAUGACCACGCUGCUUCGUGGCACUGUGUUUCACGCCAAGCACAACCACGUGUACCUCCCGAAGGCCGUCUUGGAAAAGCACGGGCUCGAAGCCUACGACGUGCUGCAGGGCCUCGGCGAAGACCCAGCACUCGGCGCCAAGUGCGCGCCGGCAGCUUUUGACGUGGCCUGUACGGCGCUCAACCAUCUGCGGUCGGCACGCGACCUCAAGGGAUCGUUGCCCAAGGCGGCGUCCCCGUCUUCUACGCGACGGUAUGAGUUUGCUGUGCUCGCGAUGGUGCCGACACAGCUCUUCCUCGACAAGCUCGAGACGACCAAUUUCAACCUCUUCGACGAGACGCUGCAUGAGAGUCGGCCGCAGAAGCUUCAGCUCCAACUGCUCAAGCACUCGGUGUUCCGGUACUUUUAG